Messenger RNA from Grosmannia clavigera kw1407, 2439 nucleotides. RefSeq names its product membrane copper amine oxidase. The transcript has a single exon. Gene Ontology annotation, cellular component: plasma membrane. The record is from RefSeq and is a predicted model, not a curated record. Bases 1 to 2439 code for a protein of 812 amino acids. Gene Ontology annotation, biological process: amine metabolic process. Lineage: Eukaryota; Fungi; Ascomycota; Sordariomycetes; Ophiostomatales; Ophiostomataceae. Gene Ontology annotation, molecular function: primary methylamine oxidase activity; copper ion binding; quinone binding.
AUGGCGCGGUAUAUGGCAGUUCCGACGUUUGGGAACGACGAGAUAAAAGCGGCAGAUGGACGGUAUACGGCAGAAUAUGACAACGACCUGGAAGCGACCUACGGGUCGAAGACAAAGGACACUCGAGAGAAGAGAUGGAAGCUGAUGCGAAGCAUUGGCGGGCUUUUGGUGGCGGCGAUGCUGGUGAAGAUGGGGACAUGGCUGUGCGGGUUUGACGUGUCGAUCUCGGUGCGACGAACGGGAGGUGGAAAUGAGGAUAGGAGUGAGGCAUGGCUUGCGAAGGCGGUGACGACGAAGGCGCCCAAGGCGAACGUGUGGGCAGCAAUCUCGGCGGAAGACAAUGCGGCAGUAUGGAACUGGCUGCACGAUGAGUUGCAGGGACUGAACCUGACGCAUCCAGACGAGGCGGGGAUCAACGACAACCAGGUGUACUGGAUCGACACAGUAGCCGUGAACAAGACGGAUGCACUGGCAUUUGUGGACGGCAACGGAACACAGCCAGCGAUGUAUGCUCGAGUGGUGCUGUACGAAGGAGGGAAGCCAGAGCCGGUGGCCCAAGAGUACAUGGUUGGGCCGUUGCCAGUGGGACCAAAGACUCAGAUGACAAAGCUGGACUACAUCUACAACGGCGGGAUGGGCGGUUCGGUGCCGUACAACGCGCGAGGGAUGGACGGGGCACGUCGACGGGCACUGGACCAGCUGUUGGUGCCAGCGAUGGCGGAGAUUGUCGACAUCACACGCACGCUCUUCUCGGGGGCAGCGUACUUUGGUCAGGACGAUGCGCGGACGACAGUGCGGAUCACAUCGGGCACACCUCUAUCGCUAGACGGCAGCCAGGCACACAUGCACGUGGUGUUCCAUUUUCCGGGUGCAGCCAUGUAUCUGUUGCCGCUGGACUUUUACGUGCUGAUCGAGUGGAGCGGGACAGACACACGGCUGUGGCGGGUGCGCGGAUUCGUGACCAAGGGACGGCUGUUUGCGGAUGCAACAGCAUUGCGCGAGGCCUUUGCAGCGGGCGAGCUGGAGCCCGAGUUCACGCAGCGUCGAGACUAUGACUGGGCGCUGGUGAAGCAGCAGCCCGCGCUGGGAGUGCGGCCGCUAGAGGAGCGCGCAGCGCCGCGCAGCCGUGAAGUUGGCGGGAAGCGAUACAAGGUCGACGAGGCAGAACGUUAUGUCGAGUACAUGGGCUGGUCCUUUUACGUCGCCCACACGCGCACGCUCGGGGUCAUGUUCUUUGACGUGCGUUUCCGCGGCGAACGCAUCCUGUACGAGCUGUCCAUGCAGGAGGCCGCGUCGCAGUACGGUGGUUUCCAGCCCAAGGCGGCCUCGACCGUCUAUCACGACACGUCGUACAGUCUGGGCGCCGAUCUCUUUCCGCUGGUCGAGGGCUUUGACUGUCCGCGCGGCAGCACGUUCUGGGACCUGACGUACCACGAGCGCAACGAGACGAAGACGCACGAGCACGCGCUGUGCAUCUUUGAGCAGGACCCGGGCCAUCCGCUGUCGCGCCACCGGGCAGCCGAUGCCGACGAGACGGGCGCUCCAGGACUCGGCAGCGUGGGGGUGGUUCGCGAUGCCGAGCUGACGGUGCGGUUUGUGGCCACGGUCGGCAACUACGACUAUCUCUUUAGCUAUGCCUUUGGUCUGGACGGGUCGCUGGACGUCAGCGUGCGCGCGUCCGGCUACCUCAUGUCGUCGCCGCUCUACUCCGACGCCGCCGGCGGACGGCUGUUUGGGCCGCGCAUCCAGGAGGCGACACAGGGGUCCAUCCACGAUCACGUGAUCACAUUCAAGGCAGAUCUCGAUGUAUUGGGGCGGGCGAACCGACUGGAGCGAACGACCGUCCGGGCCGUCGAGCAGACACAGCCGUGGUUUGCCGACAUGGGCACGUUUGAGCAGCUGCAGCUGGACGUCGCCACGGUCGCGACCGAGACGUCGCUGGCCUGGGCUGCCAACGGCGAGAGCAUGUACGCGGUCGUGUCGGACGAGCGCAACGCCUGGGGUGAGCGCCGCGGCUAUCGCGUCGUGCCUGGACGCUCCAACAUGCGGCUCACCACCCUGCGCUCGCCCUGGUCGCGCGACAACAUGGCCUACGCCAAGGCACAGCUCGCCGUCACGCGCCAGCACGACAGCGAGCCGUAUGCCAACAGCGUGCACAACGCGAACCUGCCGUGGCGGCCCCAGCACGACUUUGCCCGCUUCUUCGACAACGAGUCCGUCGACGGCCAGGACCUCGUCCUCUGGCUCAACCUCGGCAUGCACCACUUCACCCGCGCCGAGGACGUCCCCGUCACCCUCUUCUCCCAGGCCGUCAGCAGCGUCAGCUUCGCCCCGCAGAACUUCUUCGAUCGCGCCCAGGACGGCGACCUGACCAACCGGAUCUGGCUCGAGUCCGACCCGGUCGAGGGGCCAUCAGCGUGGCAUGGGGGUAGGAAGUGA